Messenger RNA from Exophiala oligosperma, 1291 nucleotides. RefSeq lists its product as uncharacterized. Gene Ontology annotation, cellular component: U2-type spliceosomal complex; U2 snRNP. Bases 51 to 1172 code for a protein of 373 amino acids. Gene Ontology annotation, molecular function: RNA binding. Lineage: Eukaryota; Fungi; Ascomycota; Eurotiomycetes; Chaetothyriales; Herpotrichiellaceae. Gene Ontology annotation, biological process: mRNA splicing, via spliceosome. The record is from RefSeq and is a predicted model, not a curated record. The transcript is spliced from 6 exons.
UGUCCUUCUUGUUUUACAACGACCCACGAGGAGCAGCACUCGUGUCAAACAUGGCGGCUGAUGAACGAUCCGAUGAGGGAUUGCAAACUGGCUUCCCACGUUCACCUUCGUCCUUCGACGCUGACCCACGGGUGUCUUUUUCCCGACUCGACAACAAGUUCAUCCUGGAGACCGACGAGGGCAGCGAGUUCGAAUGGGACAGUGCUCUAAAAAGAUGGAUACCUGUGCUGGAUCAGUCGCUUUUGGAACAGCAAGGCGAAAUUUACAAGGUUGAAGGUGUCGACGAGAAUGCUGACGCUGCGGCGACGCAAAAGAAGAAACGAAAACAGCCGAAUGAUGGCGAAGCAGGUCAGAAAUCGAAGAGACCCCGAGUCAAUACCGCCGUCUAUGUCACUUCGAUACCCCUCGACGCGGAUCAAGAAGAGAUCCAGCACGUGUUCUCAAAAUGUGGCGUCAUCGCGGAAGAGAUAGAUUCAGGGAAGCCGCGGAUCAAGAUGUACGAGGACGACAAGGGACAAUUCAAGGGCGAUGCACUCGUGGUGUACUUCAGACCCGAGUCGGUAGACCUGGCCAUCCAGAUGCUGGACGACUCCGACUUCCGCCUGGGUUCCGAAGGGCCCGCGGGGAAGAUGAAAGUCCAGGCCGCCGACUUUUCGUACAAGAGUCAGCAAGAGGCGCCGGCAAAGACCAGCAAAAAGGACCAAAAGAAGAUCAUCAAGAGAACUCAGAAGAUGAUGGGGAAACUGACCGACUGGGACGAUGACGAUCCUCAAGCAAUCCCGGACACCAGCUCCAGAUGGGACAAGGUUGUGAUCUUGAAACACAUGUUCACUUUGGAAGAGUUAGAGGAGGACCCAGCUGCCAUGCUAGAAAUCAAAGAAGACAUUCGUGAAGAAUGCUCCAAACUCGGCGAGGUCACUAACGUGGUGCUUUUCGACAAAGAGCCCGCCGGGAUAGCCAGUGUACGAUUCUCCAAUGCUGAAGCCGCGGCAGCUUGUGUUCGACUCAUGAACGGCCGCUGGUUCGACGAACGGCAACUCGAGGCCUUUGUCUCUACUGGUAACGAGAAGUUUAAAAAGUCGAGCGAUAGGGCCGUCGAAGAUGACGACGAAGAGGAUCAGGAGGGUGGACGACUCGAUAAAUUUGGCUCGUGGUUGGAACAAGAAGGUUGACGAAGAUAAUGUUAAUGUACAAUAUUGUAUUUUUUGUGGCCUCGGAUCUCCUUUUUUAUCCAUCUCCGAUAGCCAGACUACCUAUCGUAGGAAUAUCUUGCCUCAAAGACAACGACCAC